CCAAAACUUAAAAUGCUCUCUUCUUGUUACCUCCGCCCCGAGCGUUGACUCUCUUUCCUCGCCGUAUGUUUGAUUUGACCCGUCGGAUUUGAGCUCGGUCGAACGAUGGCGACGAGGGCGUCGAGCUCUCUAGCUCCGACGCUGCUGCUCUGGGCUCUCUCCUUCUUCGCCGUCCGCCGCGCCCUCAUCGCGAGCGCCCAGUCCUUGCCGCCCCCGAAGUACGACGGGUUCGUGUACGCGGAGCACCCGGUCUACUCGGGCACCAUCGUGAUCGAAGCCUUCCUGGACCCGGUUUGCCCGGACAGCCGGGACUCGUGGCCGCCCCUGAAGCAAGCCGUCGAUUACUACGGACCUCGCGUUUGGCUCGUCGUCCACCUCCUCCCUCUGCCUUAUCAUGACAAUGCUUAUGUCGCAUCGCGUGCGCUGACCAUUGUGAAUAUGCUAAAUACAUCAGCAACGUUCCCUUUGCUGGAAUUGUUCUUCAAGGAGCAGGUGAAGUUUUAUAAUGCCCAGACUUUAAACAUGUCGAAGGCAUCUGUGGUGAGUUACAUUGCAAACUUUGCUACACAAGUCGUUGCGGACUCCUUGAAAUCUGCAGUUGUGUCAGGGUUCGAGAAUACACUAACUGAUCUUAAAACAAGGGUUUCUUUCAAGUAUAGUGCAUCAAGAGGAGUAUUCGGCACGCCUACUUUCUUCGUCAAUGGAUUCUCUUUGCCUGAUAGCGACUCCACCACAAGUUACAGUGGAUGGAGAAGCAUUAUAGAUCCUCUGAUAACUGCACAAGGAGAUCCACGUGAGGAAAAUUUCUAUUUUCUCUAACAAUUUGCUGGAAAUGAUAUUUUUAUCAUAUGUCUCUCUCUCUCUCUCUUUCCGGGUAUGCUUUGUAUGGAUUUAGCUUCGUGAUUCAAAUGUGCUUUAGUAGGUAGCUUUGCCGCUCUGUAUGAAAUCAUAGACAUUUUAUAUGUUGAGGCUGUUUUACCUU
Rhodamnia argentea is the source of this 982-nucleotide messenger RNA. RefSeq lists its product as uncharacterized. The record is from RefSeq and is a predicted model, not a curated record. The transcript has 4 exons. The coding region runs from base 106 to 819 and encodes 237 amino acids. NCBI's taxonomy places the organism in Eukaryota, Viridiplantae, Streptophyta, Magnoliopsida, Myrtales, Myrtaceae.